This is a messenger RNA of Octopus bimaculoides (California two-spot octopus), 4241 nucleotides long. Its product is annotated as adenosylhomocysteinase-like 1. Lineage: Eukaryota; Metazoa; Mollusca; Cephalopoda; Octopoda; Octopodidae. The record is from RefSeq and is a predicted model, not a curated record. Gene Ontology annotation, biological process: L-methionine cycle. Gene Ontology annotation, cellular component: cytosol.
UAGCUGUUCCUACUGAAGAAACAUUGGUUUACAAUUUGCUGCUGUUUGGUCGCCACAGCCGCUGUUUGCUGCUGCUACUACUACCAAUUAGAGCUGCGACCACCUCGACACGUCUACUGCGACUGCACUGCAAUGCUGCUGUGAUACCGAAUCUUCCGGGAGCCACCAACCACACAUGCUUCCUUCAGGUGUUUGUAAGGCCUUGGUGGGACCAAGUGCUACCACCGAACGGUUUAAUCCAGUAUAGUAUUGUUAUACCUCCAUCCAUCUCCAAUUUUACUGUCACGGUUAGGAAAGAGGCGAAGUAUGUUGCUGCGACAACGAAGCAUGUAUUAUCAUUAUUAUUAUUGUACUUCUUCUUAGCUAAUCUGCUUUUCUACCCUUAGCUGCUAUGUUCUGUCUGUGUUAACGGUUUAUCUUCUUUUAACACCGCCUUCUUCGAUUUCUAUUCAUUGUUACCUUCCAUCUACUACAGCCAAUUCUAUGUAUAGCCCCCUUCCCUGGAGAAGGUUUCACUUCUAUUUACACAGCCAAUGUACCAUUCGCUUCUCUCUCGCUCCCCCUCUCCUCAUAAACCACCAUUGCGGUGAAAUAUUUUCCUCGCUCUGAUUCUUUCUUUUAUAUACAUUUUUUUAGUGAUUUCUUCGCUGCUGCUGCUGUUGCUAUCGAUUCAGUUACAAUGGUAUCUGCAUUAUCCCACUUUACGUUGAAAGAUUCAUAAUUCCUAUCUAUAUUGCCUUCUUCCUAGUGCGUUAAGUCCAUGUCUGAAGACUCCCCCCCACCCGCCGUUUUCUUUCUAAGCCAUACAUUUCGUCGUUUCUUGUUUUGGUUUUGCUGCUCUUAUUCUCCCCCUCUCUCGAUUUGUCCUCUCAGCUGACGUGAAGCUUCUUCCUAGCAGACUUUCCAAAAUACAUCCUCACCAGAGUGUGAACAAAUUAAAAUCAGUUUUACAUUUUUACUUUGUUUACAUAGUUUUUUUGAUUUUUAUCUCCUACUUUCAAAAUUAUUUCUGCGGUUGCCCCCUCUCACUCUUUCUUUCUCUCUCUCUCUCUCUCUCUUCUUUUCACCUCAUCCGCCUCUCUCCUUCUCUUUCCUCCAACUCACAUAAGCAGUGAGUUUUGUAUUCAAGGAGGGGGAGUGGUCAAAAGCUGCCAAACUUUAUUUCUUUCCUUCCUUGACUCCUCUACUUCAGGUAGCUGACCAACCAGAACUUGUACAUAAGGGGAUACCUGCUGGGCUGAUAUAAUAAACUACACACACACACAUACACAAACACGCGCACGCACACAUUCACUCACUUUCACAUACCAACCACUUGUCAUCAACUUUCAUCUGAAAGUGUGAUGUGUUUCACUUGUGUACGGUACACCUCAUCUACCACACAUUGUUUAAGGUACUGCUACUACCUGGCAGUUGUCACUUGGCCCCGCCAAAAAGCCUCACUCACUUAGGAACUUUUCCAACCAAAGUUUUCUUAACUUCCUACAAUUUGCUCAUUCAAUCCCCUCUUCAAAAUCUUGGUUAUUUAUUCAGUACUUUUGUUGACACUGCUAAAAAAAUUAAUUCUUUCGUCUAAUUACAGUUAAUUAAUUAGCUGUGUCAUACAUAAAAGUCACAUUGGUUUUCACAAAAUUUUAGCAACAACUUUUUUCUCUUGUUAUCUAUCAGUAAUAUAUUUUACUUUCAAUAUUAUUAUUUUGGAAAUUGUUAAAUUCCAAAACAGGUAGUAAAAGAGUACCAAAAACCACCACCCCAGUCCAGCCCAGUCCAAAUAACUAGCAGCUGAUCUAAGACUAGCUUUCAUACUUCUUGAACAGUCAAACAGUUACUUUUUCAACACUCCGUGUAAGUGGUAAAUAGCAAUUUUAACAUUUAGCUUUCAAAUGUCCUUGGGCUCUCUCUCUCUUUCUCACAUACUCUCUCUCUCUCUCUUUCUCUCUCUAUCUCUGUCUUUCGUUCUUGCUUUCCACUCAUUUACUCACUUGACUCACUAUCACUCACUCUAACUCUAGCCGUUCUGUUAAAACAUUGACUGGUAGGGUCUGUCAUACCUGGCAGUCUCGUUAGGUCAAGUUAGAAGGUGAGGUGAGGUCAGGUCGGAAGUAUUUCAGCUUUCUUUCCGAGAACAAGCCCACUAAAGAUAAAGUAAAAAAAGAGGAAUUUAAAAAAAAAAAAAACACAAAAAAAUUCAGGAUGUCUUUCGUGAAAAGACUGAUGUCUAAAAACCACUCAAAUGACGACGAUAAGUUCGAUGUAACGGAAAAGAUGCGGAGUAUUGAAGAAGCCGAAGAAGGUUUCAAGACCAAAGCUGGUCGUAAAAGACACAGUAUCCAGUUGGAUCGUCGGAUCAGUUUACAAGUUGCCAGUUUAGUUGGAGAUGGCAGAAGAUCUAGCAAUGCAAGUACUGGAACCAUGGAUUCCCUCUCAUCGUAUACAGGAAGUUCUUCAGAAGAAGAAGAUAUUAAUCCGAAAGAUAAGGUUCAGAGAAAUUCCAAAGGAAGUACAGAUUUCUGUGUUCGCAACAUUGACCAUGCAGCAUUUGGCAGAAGAGAAAUUGAAAUUGCAGAACAAGAAAUGCCCGGAUUAAUGGCCCUCAAAAAGAGAGCUGCUGCUGAUAAACCUCUCCAAGGGGCUAAAAUUAUUGGUUGUACACACAUCACAGCUCAAACUGCAGUACUUAUUGAAACACUAGCUGCCCUUGGAGCAUCUGUAAGAUGGGCUGCCUGCAACAUAUAUUCCACACAAAACGAAGUCGCUGCUGCACUGGCUGAAGGUGGGUUUCCUAUGUUUGCCUGGAAAGGAGAAAGUGAAGAAGACUUUUGGUGGGGUAUCGACAAAUGUAUCAACAACGAACACUGGCAGCCAAACAUGAUACUUGAUGAUGGUGGAGACGCCACCCAUCUAAUGUUGAAGAGAUACCCUGCCAUGUUCAGCAGCAUCAAAGGCAUUGUUGAAGAGAGCGUCACCGGUGUACAUCGUCUCUACCAACUCUCCAAAUCGAAAAAACUCACUGUUCCUGCUAUGAAUGUCAAUGAUUCAGUUACUAAGACCAAAUUUGAUAACCUAUACAGCUGUCGAGAAUCUAUUUUGGAUGCAUUAAAGCGAACUACAGAUGUUAUGUUUGGUGGCAAACAAGUCUUAAUUUGUGGCUAUGGAGAAGUUGGGAAAGGUUGUGCUCAAGCUCUGAAGGGUAUGGGCUGUGUAGUGAUGGUUACUGAAAUUGACCCCAUUUGUGCUCUGCAAGCUUGUAUGGAUGGUUUCAGAGUCGUUAAACUCAAUGAAGUUGUACGUCAAAUAGACAUCCUUAUCACCUGCACAGGCAAUAAGAAUGUUGUAACCCGAGAGCAUCUUGACCGCUUGAAAAAUGGCUGUAUUGUGUGUAAUAUGGGCCAUUCCAACACAGAAAUUGAUGUGGGUAGCCUGCAUACCCCAGAGCUGACAUGGGAAAAGGUACGCUCACAAGUGGAUCACAUCAUUUGGCCUGAUGGAAAACGUAUUGUAUUGUUGGCUGAGGGUCGAUUGGUUAACUUAAGCUGCUCAAGUGUGCCAUCAUUUGUGGUGUCUAUAACUGCCUCAACACAGGCACUUGCUUUAAUAGAGCUCUACAAUGCUCCUUCUGGUCGGUACAAAGAUGAUGUCUACCUCCUGCCAAAGAAAAUGGAUGAAUAUGUAGCCAGUUUACAUUUGCCAACAUUUGAUGCUCAUCUGACUGAACUUACUGAUGAACAAGCAAGGUACUUAGGGUUAAAUAAAGCUGGUCCAUUUAAACCAAACUAUUAUCGGUAUUGAUGACACUACAAUCAAUCCAACAGAAUGAAAUCUACCAGAAAUUUAUUCAAGACGGACAACUCAUUCUUACCUAGCGCCAGUGGUUAAACUGGGAAAAUUGUUUCUACUCUGAUACACAGCAUAUCUUCUUCCUUCUCUUUUUUUUGUUCUUUGCACAAAUUUCUUCUUCCUAACUCAAUAUUACCAAAUCCCUCUGGUUCUCUCUCUCUCUCUCUCUCUCGCCACCCACUCCCAUCCCAUUUUCCAUUUUCUUGAAUUCAAAAUCAAAAUGAGCAUAUAUUUCUCCAUUCUGGAAAUGAAACAGAAUAAAAAAGCGGAUAAAGAAAAACAACAACAAAAAAUAUUGGAAAGAAAGAAUCCCAGAAAAGUCCCUCAUGUGAGAGAAAAUGUAAAAACGAAACAAAACAAUGAGACUGUAGAAUGAACAAACAAAACCUGGUCCCAAUCUAUUC